This is a messenger RNA of Mercenaria mercenaria, 2074 nucleotides long. RefSeq lists its product as uncharacterized. Bases 137 to 1519 code for a protein of 460 amino acids. NCBI's taxonomy places the organism in Eukaryota, Metazoa, Mollusca, Bivalvia, Venerida, Veneridae. The record is from RefSeq and is a predicted model, not a curated record. The transcript is spliced from 2 exons.
UUUUGCAGAUUUCACAUCUCUGUACACUCUUGAUUGCUACAUACAUCUAAUCACAUUCAACCCAUUACUUUGCAAAGUUUGUCAAAUAGCAGUUUCGGAUAUAACUUUAAGGCAUUGUUCCAGUGAUAGAAAUAUAAUGGAGUCAAGCCAGACAGCGUCACUUUACAUAUCCGAGCUUCUUGAUCGCCUUGGAUACAGCUACAACAUGAUAAAAUAUAGACAAAGGAUGUUUGCGGAUGCCGACAGGUAUUGUAACUCCCGGUAUCAUAUACGUGUUACUACCGGCGGCAAAGGGGAAGGGACAACCUUGUAUUACGAAAGUGAUGUUGACUACAUGUUUGUUGCCCGGGACGUUAUUUGUGCGGACCACCCACGCGAAUUUUGUCAUCAAAGAAACACCACACUUAUUCAGACUGACCAGCUGGACACGGCACCAGGAUAUACCACAUUAAAAUUAUCAAAAUUGAACGGAAAAUGCUAUAAACCAUCAAUAAAAUCAGCUCUCUUAUUCUCAGAUACAAACGCAAAAUAUGUGUCAAGUGAUCGAUUUACUCUAGCGGUCAAACAAUUUGUACGGAGAUGGCGCAUACGAUCUGGAAUUACAUCUCAUGUAAGACAUGGUCCAUCUAACCCAUCGUCUUUCAGGCACCUCAUGGUUGAUAAUAUUAGAUGUUUCAAAUGUGUCUGCCCGGAUAUUCUUAAACGUUGGGUUUUGCGACACAGGCCUCAUGGAUGGCCUUCACCAAAGGACGUGCAGACAAUAUCUCGACUGGAUGGUCACGUGGCUCCAGUUGGAAUGAAGGAAUCUACUAACGCAUAUAUGGAAUGGAGAAUUUGUUAUACAUUGGCAGAGUUAUACCUGAUGAAACAUUUAAAUGAAACACAGUUAAAAGUAUAUAUCAUUCUUAAAAAAGUGUCAAAGUCUGCUUUUCAGCCGAUUUGCAAGGAUAUCACAUCAUAUCUUAUGAAGAAUGUAUUUUUUUGGGUAUGUGAAAUAAAAGGUGUAGAAAAGUUUGUGCCACAUGCCUUGACAGAAAGAAUAAUAGAUUGUCUGAAAUAUCUAAAUCAGUGUUUGAAUGAGAACUAUCUACCCAGUUACAUGAUACCAGACAGGAACCUGUUUGCCGGAAAGCUGGAUAUGCAUCAAAGAAAGCAAGUUUCCGAUCUGCUAGUUACAUUCCUUGACGGAGGCAAAAUGUUUCUGAUAUGUGACAAGUUAAGAAAUGGCAUGGUAAUUAUGUAUAAAAAUCCGGAAAUUUUAAGAGAAUUCGGAGAGAGGAGAGAUAAUCUGGAAAUACUGGUACUGAUUAAGACAUUGAUUAUUUCGAUGUUUUACAGACCAGGUAAGUCUCUUAAAGACGUGGAAAAGGCAGCGUCACACAAUGAGCAAUAUCGUAUAGUUAACAGACAAAUUAAUCGGUUGAUGGGUUUUGAUCCCCAUGAACUGAGGCGGAUGGGGAGAUCAAAUCAGGAAAUCACGGACGUUUUAGAGGCUAAAGUUAGUCGGCUUCUUUCGUGAAGGACAAACAUUCGGUCUAUAGUUACCUGAAAUAAAUAAGCGCUAUAUACCAGGGAUGCUCGAAACGUUGUUGUUAUAAGUUUUUGCCAACGAUAAUAAAUAUGCCAGAUUAUAGAUAUGUUAUGUAAGAAAUGUAAUAUUAUUGGUUACCAAAAUUGGGUAACGAAAGUAAGAUUAGAUUUAUACAGAAAUGGAUCUGGGUAUGUUUGGGAAAAUUAGAAUGUGUCAAAACCCUGAAUUUUAUCUAUGUCGGUAUUUACAGCGAUUAAAGGAUCACUAUUUACAAGAAUGGCCAGAAGAAUGUAAUAGCAAUGCUAAGUUGAUUUCUUAUAGGUAUCUUAAAACAAUUUUUAUUUAUGAAAGGUAUCUUGAUAUGUUAGAUAUUAAAUUAUAGAUAUGCUUUCAGUACUUUGAGAAUAUCUUUUUUACACCCACUUAUGACUGAACAGGGUCGUUAUUUUGGCAAAGACAGAGACAGGAGAUUUUGCUUUCAUUGCAAAUAUGUUUUUGUAAAUGUAUGCUAUUUUAUAUUGCUAUGUCCUUCGUAUAAAUCAC